Molecule: messenger RNA, 5747 nt
Organism: Sinocyclocheilus grahami
Lineage: Eukaryota; Metazoa; Chordata; Actinopteri; Cypriniformes; Cyprinidae
Gene: ctnnd2b
Product: catenin (cadherin-associated protein), delta 2b
Exons: 22
Coding region: 39-3548 (1169 amino acids)
Biological process (GO): cell-cell adhesion; dendritic spine morphogenesis
Cellular component (GO): postsynaptic density; adherens junction; nucleus
Molecular function (GO): protein binding
Source: RefSeq, a predicted model, not a curated record
AGACAUGGCUCUUUCUCAGCGCGGAUUGCCUCUGGAGUAUGGUACAUGUGCCGGAGCUGCAAUUUGAGCGACUGACGAGAGAGUUGGAGGCUGAGAGGCAGAUUGUUGCCACUCAGCUGGAGAGAUGCAAGCUGGGAUCUGAGACUGGAAGCAUAAGCAGCAUCAGUUCUGCAGAUGAAAAGUUUCGCUGGAACAACCAAGAUGGACAGAAGGAUAUAGAGGAGGAGCUCACCACAGGCCUGGAACUUGUAGAUUCCUGCAUCCGAUCUCUUCAAGAAUCUGGUAUUCUGGAUUCACAGGAAUUCACUGCAGGCGAAAGACCAGGCAUCCUCUCUCAGAGUGCUUUGCAGCUCAAUAAUCAAGAGGGCACCUUUCCCUAUCCAGUCAGUUACCAUAGCAACCAGACCCUGGCCCUCGGCGACCUGUCGGCCUCCCAGCCUCCUCACAGUGGUCAGAUGGUAGGAGCCUUACAUAGCUAUAAUCAGGUGACAUCUAAUCGUGUUGUCCAGCUGGCUGCCAGAGAGACAGCCGCCCGGGCCCAUUCUCAAGACUCCUUUGCCCAGGGUCAUGGCAGUGCAUUCCACAUGCCUGACAAUCAGCCAGCAGCCCCUGUAAACUAUUCCUGCUCCACUCUACCAGCCCAGAGAGUGAGCUCUCCCUUUUCCAUGCAGGCUUUGGGCUCCCCAUCCAAACUGCAGAGGCUGGGCUCAGCCUCCGACAUGCCCAGCUACGCCACUUUGGCGCGGGUGUCGUCACCCAAGCAGUCCCCGAGCCGGCUGGCCAAGUCCUACAGUACCAGCUCUCCCAUCAACAUGGCAGUGGGAGGAGGGUCGUCCUCUUCGCCACUGCACAUGGCCGGACCUGGCAAUGCCUCCAGCUCGUCUCCGCUACACCAGUUCAGCACUGCAGUGGGAAGCUACGCCACUCUGUCCCCCACAAAACGUAUGCUCCACACCACCGAUCAGUACAAGAUCUCUCAUGAUCUGUAUGCCAACGCCACCCUCCAGAGACCUGGCAGUCUGGCAGGUUCCAGGGGUUCGUACAGCAGUCAGCACAGUCACCUGGGCUCGGAGCUAAGACCCUUGCAGUCUCCUGAGCACCAUAUCGACCCCAUUUAUGAGGACAGAGUCUAUCAGAAAGCCCCCCUGAGGAACUUCAACCAAGGCCAGGCCCCUUCCUCUCCUGGUGUUGACUCCAUACCCUUGCAGCGUACGGGAAGCCAGAACGCCACAGGAACAUUCCCCCGUGGCGGCUACGCCACUGGCCCUGGUGCCUCCACCGCCGACUAUGCCAACCCCUACCGUACACUACAGUUCUGCCCUUCCACAGAUUCACCCUACAGCAAAUCGGGACCUGCUCUGCCCCCGGAGGCAACACUGGUCAGGUCGCCCUCUGUGGACAGCAUCCAGAAGGACCCCAGGUACGACCCUGAAUUCCUUGUCUGGAAUCAAAAUCAAGCCGAGCAAAGAAUGACAAAGGAAUUUGGCUGGAGGGAUCCUGAACUGCCGGAGGUCAUCCAAAUGCUGCAGCACCAGUUUCCAUCGGUACAGUCCAACGCUGCCGCCUACCUCCAGCACUUGUGCUUUGGAGACAACAAGACCAAAUCAGAGAUACGGAGGCAGGGUGGGAUCCAGAUGCUGGUGGACUUGCUGGAUCACCGUAUGACAGAUGUGCACAGGAGUGCCUGUGGUGCACUCAGGAACCUGGUUUAUGGCAAGGCCAAUGACGACAACAAGAUCGCCCUGAAGAACUGCGGUGGGAUCCCUGCACUUGUGCGGCUCCUGCGCAAGACGACAGACGUGGAGAUCAGAGAACUGCUUACAGGUGUGCUGUGGAACUUGUCCUCAUGUGAUGCUCUGAAGAUGCCCAUUAUUCAGGAUGCUCUGGCAGUGCUGACCAACACAGUCAUUAUUCCUCACUCGGGCUGGGACACCUCGCCCCACCAGGACGACCACAAGCUGCACCUGCAUUCCUCACAGGUGCUCCGCAAUGCUACCGGGUGCCUCAGGAAUGUGAGCUCAGCCGGAGAAGAGGCCCGCCGCAGGAUGAGAGAGUGUGAGGGGCUGACUGAUGCGCUGCUCUAUGUCAUCCAGACAGCUCUGGGCACCAGUGAGAUCGACAGCAAGACCAUCGAGAACUGCGUGUGCAUCCUGCGGAACCUGUCGUACAGGUUGGCGGCAGAGACGUCUCAGGGGCAGCAGAUGGGAUCGGAGGAGCUGGACGGGGUUCUGUGCACCGAUGCCAGCGGGAAGGAUGCGGAGAGCUCCGGCUGCUGGGGCAAGAAGAAAAAGAAAAAGAAGAGCCACGAUCAGUGGGAUGGUGUUGGGCCUUUCCCAGACUCUAGUGACCCUCCGAAGGGACUGCAGAUGCUAUGGCACCCGUCCAUAGUAAAACCGUACCUCACUCUUCUGUCUGAGUGCUCAAACCCGGACACGCUGGAGGGAGCGGCUGGGGCUCUACAGAACCUGGCAGCGGGUAGCUGGAAGGUAGGCCCCACCUUAAAACCUUGGUCGGUGUACAUCCGUGCUGCAGUUCGGAAAGAGAAAGGACUGCCCAUUCUGGUGGAGUUGCUGAGAAUAGACAAUGACCGGGUUGUGUGCGCUGUGGCCACAGCUCUCCGAAACAUGGCCCUUGAUGUCAGGAACAAGGAGCUCAUAGGCAAGUAUGCCAUGAGGGAUCUGGUCCAUCGGCUACCGGGGGGCAACAAUAACAACAGUACUGGCACCGGCGGCACCAGCAAGAGCAUGUCCGAUGACACCAUCACUGCGAUCUGCUGUGCUCUGCAUGAAGUCAUCACCAAGAACAUGGAGAACACCAAGGCUCUUCGUGAUGCAGGCGGCAUUGAGAAACUCAUCGGCAUUGCCCGCAGCAAAGGAGACAAACACACACCAAAGGUGGUGAAAGCGGCGUCUCAAGUUCUCAACAGCAUGUGGCAGUACAGAGAUUUGCGAAGCCUCUAUAAAAAGGAUGGCUAUUCUCAGUAUCACUUUGUUGGCUCUUCAUCUACAAUUGAGAGAGACAGACAACGACCUUAUUCCUCCUCUCGCACUCCAUCUAUCUCUCCUGUGCGGACCUCGUCCAAUAAUCGAUCAGCAAGUGCCCCCACCUCCCCUCGAGAAAUGAUGAGCUUGAAGGAAAGGAAGACAGACUAUGAGUCAACUGGAACCAAUUCUGGUUACCAUGGAAACAAGGGUGAGCACACCUCCAGAAAAGACGCCAUGGCAGCUCAAAUCUCCAGUGGGACAUCUACACUGUUCAGAGGUGCUUACAUGUCUCCUGGCGAUGACAUCAAGCAUAACCAGGUCUCCGCUCAAGGCAACCCUCCAGAGGCCUACCCUCCCUUCCAGACUCCCCCAGGAGCCAACUUCGAGGAUCCGUACUACGAGGACCAAGCGCAUAAACGCCCCCCACCCACCGCUGACGGCACCAUGCACCUGGGACUGAAGUCCACGGGGAACUACGUGGACUUUUAUUCGGCAUCCCGCCCAUACAGUGAACUCAACUACGAGACGAGCCACUACCCAGCCUCGCCGGACUCUUGGGUGUAGAGGCACAGAGGCAGGCUGGAGGCUGGCCUACAGAUACCAUACACAGAGACCAGCCCAGCAUGUGCAUGAACACUAGUAGACAUCUCACACACGUAAACCUUCAGUUCGGUUCACUGCUCGCACCACAGUGGGCUGCCAGCCAGUGAGGCGAGGUUAGGAAAGUGCUUGAAGAGAGAGGAUUUAGGAAAGAAGUUUUACAGAAAGGACCACUUGAACUUUGGUGUUUUUCGAAGCAGUGGAGGGAAUUGACAUGUCAGCGGGAAAGCGGAAGAUUUGUGGCGCAGAGAUGGGACAGUUACGUGAAGCACAAGAAAACGACAUUCGACACAAGCUAAGGAAAUAGUUUUCACACAUUUGUUGACAUUUCUUUAUGUUAAACCAUGCUUUUUAUGGAGUGCUCCGUUACACUCUUAGCCUUUAUAUCUUUUUUUGGUUUCUUUUUAUUAUUUGCUUGUUUUUGUACCUCCUUUUUAACUUCUUAAGUCUGGUGUAAAGUACUUGUUGUAUAUUACAGAUGUAGAUACAAGGUGCAUUGUGUAUAUUACGCAAAGACUACCGUGUCCUCCCAUGUGGCUCAAUAUAUCGUUUUAUUUUCCUGUAUUUUGAGCGAGAGGAAAAUACACUCACUGAACUCCAGCAUCCUAUUCGAUGGGUAUGAAAUGCAGCAGAAAGCAUAUCAUUCAGAAGUGUUGUUUGCUCUGUGUCCCCCCCAUUUUCUAUGCGAGAAAACUACUUUUAACUGACAACAGAGCAUCACUGCCUGGACAGAGUUUACCACCAAUAAUAAGAACAAUUUCAGGCCUAUCUGUCAAUUUUUUUCUCUCUUAUUUCCCCAACUGUACUGACAUGAAGACUGGUCAUUCCACAAGCCAUUGAGUGAUCUGUGCUUAGUUAUGUGCCAAAUGUAGUAAUCCCUGACCCAAGAGGUGCUGUAGAGCUGCUGUUGAAGCUACGUCACUGGUUCUAUCAACGCCCAUUUGUAAAUGCUUUUUUUUUUAUGUGUUUCGACAGCAUUCACACUGUAACAAGGAGGGACAUGGUCUUUGACUGCUACUUCUCCUCCAAAGAUGUACAAUUAGUUGAUGCUAUGUUGUAAAAUAGACAUUUGCAAAAUCAGCUUUUUUUCUUCCAGAAAAUCAGUGGUUCUUAAGAUCGUUGUAGACAGAUCUGUCAAUAGAGUAUGGAUAUAUAUUAUAUAAAUACAAAAUAUAUAUAUACUUUUUAUGUGCAGAUGUGGAUGUCACCUAACGCAGAAACAUUGCAAGGAAAAAAUGCUAGUUAAAAAAAAGCAUAGGGUUUUUUGUUCACCUUAAUUUCUAAUCCAGAUGUUGACCUCCUAUUGUCAUGUUGUUGCUGUAUAAACCAGGCGAGACCAGGGCUCAGUGAGGGCAGAUGUGAUGAUCUUCUAGCUUCUAAUAUUGACUUGAAAAGGUGCUAAAACAAUGCUUUAACACCUUUUGGCCUGCAUUACUACCUUUUAUUAAUGCGUUUUGAAUGUGUUUCAUGUCCUUAAUAAAAUGGAUGCCACUAAAAUUAAUGGCUUUGAUUCCUACACAACCUAUGCUCUAGAAGGAGAGCUGUGCGUAUAGAUGCACCUCUUGAUUUAAAUUUUUUUUCUCUCUCUAUUAGGUAAUUGCCUAUACCUUAUCUCAGGUCAUCUUAUUGCAGGAGAAGAUGGGUGAACAUUCCUCUACUGACCUAUACGGAGAACAAAAAAUGACAAUACCCUAUCAUUUUUUUGUGAUUUUCAAACCUUAAACAUUAAGUCUGUCAGAUUUCAGGAAGGUAUAAAGCAAGCCCUGGUCUUCCCUUCAUGUCAUUUUACACUUAGAGGUAAUUGUCAGAUGCAAGGAUUCAGGAUGAUCCCCAAAUCACAUAUCUUCAGCACCAUAGUGAAUGUCUGAGAACAAGCAAAAUAUCUGUGAAAAAUUAGACAUAUCAGACAACUUGUAUUAAAGAUGUAAGUAAAACUUUUUUUCUGUUGCUAGACAAAGUGUUUGAGAGAAUUGUGAACCUUUUUAAUGCCAGGUUGCAACUGCUAUAUAAACUAAUGGAGAAUCACUGUUCUGUGAUUUAUUUUGUUCUGUGUCUGAGUCAUUUCUUCCUUUAUUGGGGUUUUCUUUGGAUGAAUCUGACAUUGGUAUGCAGUUUUACCACCAGACUUGGUUUCAAAUAUAUAUCCACAUUAUACAUCCACAU